AUGGAUUUGAAAGCUGAGGGUAACGUUGGAGAUGUUGAGUACCAAGCAGCUAAGACUACGAGACAAGGAGGAUAUAGAGCCACAUAUUUCAUCUUUGCAAUGAUGUUGCUGGAUAACAUAGGCUUUGUGGCCAACAUGGUAAGCUUGGUUUUGUAUUUCAUGACUGUCAUGCAUUUUGACUACUCUGGCUCUGCAACCACCACAACAAACUUGUUGGGUACUGCUUUCUUGCUGACGAUCGUUGGAGGGUUCGUCUCUGAUACCUAUAUGAAUCGUCUCAACACUUGCAUCCUCUUUGGCAUAAUUCAAUUGUUGGGAUACUCCCUAGUUGUGAUUCAAUCCCACGACCAGAAACUUCAGCCUGAUCCAUGUUUAAAAUCAAGAUGUGUGCAUGGCACAAAAGCUUUGCUCUUAUACGCUUCAAUAUACUUGCUAGCACUUGGUGGUGGUGGAAUCAGAGGCUGUGUACCUGCUCUUGGAGCUGAUCAAUUUGAUGAGAAGAAACCAAAAGAACGCGUACAACUAGCCAGUUUCUUCAAUUGGUUUUUGUUUAGCAUUACAGUUGGGGCUAGCAUAGGAGUCAUCUUUGUAGUUUAUGUCAGCACAGAGUAUCAUUGGUACAAAGGUUUUAUCAUUUCUCUUUCAUGUUCUGCUGCUGGUCUUCUUUGCAUUGUCUCGGGAAAGAGAUUCUAUCGUACCAGGGUGCCGGGAGAGAGUCCAUUGUUAAGUGUUUUACAGGUGCUGGUGGUCACAAUAAAGAAUUGGAGGGUGAAAGUACCCGUGGAUUCUGAUGAGUUGUAUGAAAUACAAAGUCACGAGUCUAGUUUGAAAAAAAAAAUCAUCCCUCACACUAACCAAUUCAGAGUUUUAGACAAAGCUGCUGUUCUACCUGAAGGCAUUGAGGCAAGGAAAUGGAAAGUCUGCACAGUGACACAAGUUGAGGAAGUGAAGAUUCUGACAAGGAUGAUGCCGAUUCUUCUGAGUACCAUCAUCAUGAAUACGUGUUUAGCCCAACUGCAAACCUUCUCCAUCCAACAAGGAACGUUAAUGAACACAUACAUUGACAAACUUAACAUCCCACCAGCUUCCAUCCCCGUAAUUCCAUUAGUAUUCAUGACCCUUUUGAUACCAGUCUACGAAUUUGUUUUUGUACCACUUGUCAGAAGAAUCACUGGCCACCCCAAUGGAAUAACAGAACUACAAAGAGUUGGGGUUGGUCUUGUUUUGUCAGCAAUCUCAAUGGUGAUAGCAGGGAUGAUAGAGGUGAAGAGGAAGCAUGAAUUCAAUGAUCACAAUCACCGUAUCAGCCUCUUCUGGCUCUCUUUCCACUAUGCAAUCUUUGGCAUAGCUGACAUGUUCACACUGGUGGGGUUGUUGGAGUUUUUCUACAAAGAAGCACCUCAAGGCAUGCGUUCUCUUUCCACAUCCUUUUCCUUUCUUUCCUUGUCCAUGGGUUACUACUUGAGCACAGCUUUUGUUGAGCUCAUCAACUUGGUAACCAGCAGGAUCGCAAAGAGCAAGAAAGGGUGGCUAGAGGGACGUGAUUUGAACCAAAACCAUGUUGAAUUAUUCUACUGGUUCCUUGCUAUACUCAGCAUGCUUAACUUUGUUAUCUAUCUGUUGUGUGCAAAAUGGUACAAAUACCAAAACAGUGCACCUUUUGAUGAUAAGAGCAUGUUGCACAAAGAUCCACCUCCUCGUAACCAUGAAAGCAUGUCCACUCUCCAAAACAUUCUCUCCCACGAAGAAGAAAGACAAGAAAGGUUCCACUGA
Sphenostylis stenocarpa is the source of this 1773-nucleotide messenger RNA. The record is from the annotation of a GenBank genome assembly. Lineage: Eukaryota; Viridiplantae; Streptophyta; Magnoliopsida; Fabales; Fabaceae.